UUGAUGCCAUUUUGUUUUGGGCCCACGAAUCUUGCUUUGGAUGCAGAGAGACACUUAAUCUUUGCGAAAAGAAAACCUCGAGCCUUGGACCAUUCAUCAUGUUGUACCUCGUCGGUCUCGGCCUGGCUGAUGAGACGGAUAUCACGGUCAAAGGUCUCGAAGUUGUAAAACGGGCAGAACGUGUUUACCUUGAAGCCUACACGAGCAUACUGCACGUAGGCAAGGAGAAAUUGUUCCGGUAGGAGUCCUUUUAUGGUAGACCCGUGAUCGUUGCGGACCGUGAGAUGGUCGAAUCCUCUAGCGAUGAAAUCCUUGAAGACGCAGACAAAUCAGACAUAGCCUUCCUGGUUGUCGGCGAUCCAUUCGGAGCCACGACACAUACUGACCUCGUCCUUCGAGCUAAAGAGCUUUCCAUACCCACGAAAUCGAUCCCCAACGCCUCCAUUCUGAACGCAAUCGGCGCCACGGGACUGCAAUUGUACAAUUUCGGCCAAACAGUAUCGAUGGUCUUUUUCACCGACAAUUGGAGACCAGCCAGCUUUUAUGAUCGCAUUCGUGAAAAUGCUUCCAUUGGUCUGCACACAUUAAUGCUGUUGGACAUCAAGGUUAAAGAGCAGUCACUGGAAAACAUGGCAAGAGGAAGGAAAAUCUACGAACCACCCAGGUACAUGACCGUAGCUCAAUGCGCUCAGCAGAUGCUUGAGAUUGAGGAAGAGAAGGGGGGGAAAGUCUACAACGAAGACAGUCUGGCCAUUGGAUGUGCUCGAGUCGGCGCAGAGGAUCAGAGAUUUGCCUGUGGUACGCUUAAAGAGCUCUGUGAUAUUGAACUUGGCCCUCCACUUCAUAGCCUGGUGCUACUUGGUAAGAGAGCGCAUGAGCUCGAGAGGGACUAUAUCAGACUAUUCGCUGUCAACGAAGGGACAUUCGACCGGAGCUGGAAGAAAUAUCACGACACGAAAUAAUGUAGGGCAGGACACAUCAACAACAGUGCCUGCUCCCAAAAUUCCCUCCAAGACUCGCGCCGACGCCGUCUCCACACGCCUUGCAGAUUGAGCCUGCCACUUCAGAAGUUACCUCGAUGGAUCUAGGAGCGAGGCGUAUCUAGACGGUAACCCACGGCCAGCUGAGGGCUUGGAUUGAAAUUGGCACGGAUUCGCCUGAGUUCUACCGCUGUUCGCUCAGGCUCAAGUUCCAGCAUUGAAAUUGGGGCUCCUGACUUUGUGUAAUGGCCACUUCUGCCAAACAACGGAAUGCAUAGCAAGGUGCGCACCUUGCAGCUCUCAUGCAGACCAUGAGUGAGCCCGCAGGAUAUGCUCCUGUUCAUCCCUCCGAUCAUCGAGGCUGGGACCGCUGUUUGGUAGUCGACGCAAUCCGGGGGUACACUGCCGAACAGUACCCAGUAUCUCUUAACAAACUGAAUGAGCUCAAGUCUGCUAUCGUUCUCAAACAUCAACUGAUUGAUUAUGUCCCAAGUCUCUUCUGAAUCCCACAAUAUUGUAUUUUAGCCUUGGGACAGGG
Messenger RNA from Exophiala xenobiotica, 1518 nucleotides. Its product is annotated as diphthine synthase. The record is from RefSeq and is a predicted model, not a curated record. Bases 285 to 962 code for a protein of 225 amino acids. The transcript has 2 exons. Lineage: Eukaryota; Fungi; Ascomycota; Eurotiomycetes; Chaetothyriales; Herpotrichiellaceae. Gene Ontology annotation, biological process: protein histidyl modification to diphthamide. Gene Ontology annotation, molecular function: diphthine synthase activity.